CGUGGAAUCGUCGAAAGAUCUAUAUGGGCGCAUACAGCUAGAUGCACUAUUUGCUUUAAACGACCCUUCGUCAACCGCACCGGUGCAAACGCGAUGAGGGCCGGUGCGCGCCUGCAUAAUGGUUGAUGACCUACUUGUGUUAGGAGGUAAAGGUCCGGUCAACCUCGUGGUCAAGUUCAGAGAUGGAGCCUACAGCUGCUGCUGGACAGCUGGUUGUGGCAUCAGAUAUCAGGACUUCGUUGUUUAAAAGAGCGUUGACACUGUUAGAUGACGUCCAUGCUGGCCUUGAGGAAUUCAGCUUCGGGCCUCUGCAGCCGAACGAUGGCCCCGUUGACAUCCCAGAUGAGCCUAGGCACGAGCAACCGCAGCUGGCGCUCGUGCCGGCGCGGGCCACUCCCCAUGCGGAUCCGAGUCAUGCAGGGGCGCUUGCACCGCAGUCUGGGGAUGAUAUCCUGGGGCGCGUGCUUGCUUCGUUGGUGCAAGGCCGCACCAACACUGCUAAACGUGCAGUCGACGCCGUGGCACAGAUCCACAGCGAAAUUGACAGCCUUCUUACUGCAUUUGAGCGGGAUUACCCGCCUAUGCCUGCUGGCGCUAGUAGCAGGGUUUGGGACCUAGGCGCUAGCAUUGACGCAACGCUGUGUCAGCCGUCGGAGGAGGUGCUGCGCAUGGCGGCAGCUACGACCUCAGCAGCAGCCCGGUUUCGCCUCCGUGCUGCGGAGGCCGCGCAGCUGGCGCUGCAAACGUACGACAAUGCCGCAAAGCAGGCGGCCAUUGCUGCGCAAGCCACAACCCGUGCCUUGGAGAUGCAGCUUGUUGCUGAGCAGCAUUCAGCUUCAGGCAACUUGGCACAAGCCCUCGAUGCCAUACGACAAGCAAACAGGCUCCGUGAUGAGUCUGUUGAGGCUGCCCGGAACAGCCAGCAGCUGCAGCAGCAGUACCUUCGCCACCGCCGGGAAGCACAGGAGGCCCAUGCACAGGCAGACGCCGCCAUGCGCCAUGCGUACAGCCUUGAGCGGGAUGCCCUGCGGUCGUCUUCGGAGUCGGCAUCUCGCGCGCAUGCAAAGUGGAAGGAGCGGCAUGACCGGCUCUUCCGCCAAACUGAGGAGCUGCAGACGCAGGCGGUGUCAUGGGAGGGCCAGGCGGAGGCUGCAGCCGCCCGAGCGCAGCUUGCACAGCAGCAGGCGGACGCGCAGAUGGCGGCGGGCAACUACGAUCUCGGCAAUGCUCUGAUGGAGGAGGCCAUUAGGGCCCAGGAGCAGGUGGGUUAUGCCAGGGCGCAGGCAACGGCUGCCCGCGAGGCGUACCAGCGGCUCAUGCCGGACGUGCGGACGGCACGAGAGCGCAUGGAGGUCGCUGAGCGGCAGUUGCAGGAGCUCUCGCAGCGGCAGACGCUCCUCCAGGACGCAACCUCGAAGCAGCGCAAGGACAGGUUGCAAGAGGAGGCCGACGAGCUGGAGGCGUUAUGCAGCGCGGCUGAGAGCGCUGCCGCCCUGCAUGAGGAGCUGGUGCAGGUGUACGAGGAGCGGCUAGCACAGGACCAGGAGCAGUACAAUGCGCUGCUGGGCGACGGCAAAGCCGCUGAGGCGGACGCGCUAGCUGUGCAUAUCAACACCUGGCAGGAGCUGCUGGAAGUGGCGCGACAGAACCGCGAUGUCAGCCGCACCGAAGCAACCAACAUGAAGGCUCGGCUGCAGGAGCUAAGCAACCUAGCUGUCAGGGACGUGCCCGCUGCAGAUCUGGAGGAGAACCCUGCAGAGGAGUUCGUGCAGCUCAAGGUCGCCCAAGAUCGGGAAGCCAGGGCAACACAGGCGGCGGCGCUGCUGGCCCGGGAACUCGCGGCGAACCCAUUGCAUGAGCCCCCGGCCGACCCAGCGCAAUCUGUCGAAAGCACGGGCUCCAGCAGCGACGGCUUGCUCCUCCAAACCGAGCUGCACCAUCAGCGCUCUGCCAGGCUUGCCCAGCAGCUGCAUUCGGAGCGGCGGAGGCUUGCAGAAGCGGAGCUUUCAUCGCCUGGGGAGGACCGGCCGGCGGACGCGCAGGCGGAAGCCCUUCUGGACAGCAUGGCAGUAUCGCACUUGGUGGGGACACUGGAGACCACGCGCCUGCUGCAGCUCUGGAAGCAGCGCUCAGAUCAGGCGGCAUCCAGCGCUGAAGAGAUGCGCAAGACAUGGGCUGCACUGGAGCAGGAUGCCAGCACGAAGGCUGACGAGGCGGUGCGCCUGGAGGAGCAGGCCUUGGCGCUGGAACACGCUGGCAAUGCCGAGGAGGCGGCAAGUACUAUGGCACGCGCCGAUGCGCUGCACCGUAUGUCAGAACAGCUAAGGGUAGAAGCGGACAAGGCCAAAGCCGUGUUGCACGUCCGCGAAAAGGCAGCCAUGGAUGCCCAGACCCAAUCACGCUUUUUGGUGCAAGGCUUACACGAUGUGGAACACGCAGCCGAGCGGCUGCAAGAAGAGCUCCGCCAACGCGGUUACGACAUGGGGGCACAACAGGAACUGGGUAUGUCGGCGAGUCAGCCGUCGCUGACCGCGGUCCCAAGGCACUUGCAACAGAGCCAGGGUGGGAUGCGGACGCUUGCUGACGAGAUGUCAACGGUCAUGAUGGCAUCCCCGAGCAUGCUGUCGCGGGACACCAGCUCCGUUUCUCUUAAUGCCAGCUUUGGUCACAGCGUUGCUGGUACUGCCCGAGCGCGAGAUGCUACCUCCGCAGGCUGCGGUGGUCAGCUUUCCGAGGACAGCGCCCUUGGCACGGGCCGGGAGUCGGUGUUCUGGGAUCAGGCUACCAGCGGUCAGCAAAUGUCGGCCAGGGAACAAGGCGCAUCUAGUCCCGGGACGCAGGGUCUGGGGCCUAACUCGGGGGCGUCUGCGGCCGACAUGCUAAGCCAGGGUGAACGGUUAGCAAACCUCAUGCAGCAUCUGGAGUCGCGUGCACCUACAGUAGCUGCGUCCUCAACCAGUCCAGAGCGCGCCCCUGGAUCCGACCUUCUGGCUCCGGAUCGCAGCCGGGCAGCCGGCGGGGCUGCAGGACAGGACUCGCAGCUGGCAAGACUGCUCCAGCAGCUGCAGCUGCAGGCCUCAACAACGCAUGGCGUUGACCUGGUUGCUUCCGGGCUAACGGCGGAGAAUGCUGCGGCCUUGGCGCAAGCCGCCGGUAGCGGUGAUGGAAGCAGCUUGCCUGGACAGGCAGCGUCACUGGCAAGGCUUAUGCAGCAGCUAGAGUCACAUGCGCCCAUCGGGGAACCAAUUAGCUUUGAGGUGCCCCAGGAGUCGGGUGCAGCCCCGCCGCAGCCUGCUGGUAGGGCCACAGGCGGCAUCUCUGGGCAGGAUGCAAGGCUGUUGGAGCUGGCUGAGAAGCUUGCGUCGCAGGCCUCAGCAGUCCAGGCAUUGGAGCACGCCGGUUCAGGGGCCACCGUUGAAUUUGGGGCGCCCUUGCCGGACAUUCGCAGUGGAACCGCUGACAGCGUUGUGGCGCAUGACACAGGGCUGGCAAGGCUCAUGCAGCAGCUUGAGUCGCAGGGCCCCGCAGGAGCCCCAGCCAGCUUCCUACCCGGUGUGGAUUCAGGCGCAACUCUGCCUCAGCUAGGUAGCGCGGCGACGGUCGGCUUGUUUGAGCCCGAGCUGCAUUCGGCAAGGCUCAUCCGGCGAUCUGAGUCGCAGGCCGCGGCAGCGGACCUGGAGAACAGUGGGCAGAUCGGAUCUCGGCAAGUGUUGUCAGCACAGCGCGCCGGAGGGCUGGAAGGCGUCCUGGAGCAGGACACGAACGAGCAGCAGCCUGGGGAACAUGCGGCAGCAGCCCCUGCAUCUAGGGAGCCCGGUGUUGACGCAGGGUCUGAGCAAUACCUGCAGGACAACGACAGCGGACGCGGCAUAGGAGCCACGGGGCAGGAUCAGAGGUUGGCGGCGCUGCAGCAACUCCUUGAUUCCAACGCGACUGGUUCCGCUCCUGAAGGGUCAGGGCUGGCCAUGGGAGAUGGGCUGCAUGCGCCGCUGUUGAGCGGGGGUAUGGUAGGUCCUGUCGGGCCUGGUGCGUCACAGCCUCCCGGGCGUGAUGGCGCUACAGGGCAGGACGCGCGAUUCAUGGCACUCCAGCAGCUGCUUGGGUCGCAUGCAGCCGGCGAUCCAGCCUCUGAUGUGGGGCUCGAUGCGACCGUGCCAAACCAACAUACCGGGGGCCGUGGUGCCAUUCCAGGGCAGGUUAUGGGAGUAGCAGCCCUAAAGCAGCUCCUUGGUUCGCAGCCAGCCGCUAUCGCCUCAAGCGAUGCUGGUGCUGCCGCUGGGCCGUGGGCGUCUCUGCCUUCGCAACAAAGCGGAGGCAGUGGCCGUGACCCAGGGCAGGACGUGAGGAUGGCUAGGCUUCAGCAGCUGCUUGGGUCGUCAGCAGCAGCUGAUGCUGGCCUAGGUGACCAAGGCAGCCUUGGCGAUACCGAGCUGCGUUGGUUGCAGCAGCUGAGCGGGGGCGGUAGUGCGCCUUCUCCUGAACAGGAGGCGAGCCUGGCAGGGCUUCAGCAGCUGCUUGGGUUGAGUGGGGCCGAAGCGACUCUUGGUAGCGCACAGGCAGCCGUUGGGUCCGGCUCAUCCUCGCACCAACAACGCCAGCGCGAUGGCAGCGUCGCUGGGCAGGACCCUCGGCUGGUCAUGCUAAAGCAGUUGCUGGAGUCACAAGCAACGGCUGAUGCUUUAGUCGGUUCGGAGGUCACGGUUGGAUCCGGCGCGUCCCGGCCGUACCAGCAAAGCAGCGGCGGCAUAGACACAGACACGAGGCUGGCAGCACUGGCGCAACUGCUCCAGUCGCCUGCAGCGCAAGCUGCUGGUGGGGUCUCAGGACUUUCCGUGGGGCAGGGUCUGUCCACGUUGCAACGGCAUGACGGAGGUAUUAGCGGCGCGUCAUCACAGGGGGCGCAUGCAGCUUCCCUUGGACAACGGGUGGAGCCGCAUGCAGCUGCGGGGGGCUCCGUUGGCUCGGGGCUGGCCGCCAACCUUGAUACCUUCUUGCCGCAUCAUCAAAGCGAAGGCGCUGGUGGUGGUCAGGGCAACGAAAUGAGCGGUGCCGUACUUGCCACCAACCUUGUCACAUCCCUGCCGCCUAAGCAGAGCGGGGACGCCGACGGCAACCAUGAACAAGCCACAAGGCUGGCAGUCGUCGAGCGCCUUCUUGGGGCGCAUGCGACUGCCGCUUCGUCUGGUGACAUGGUCAUCAUGUCUGUGGGCUCUAACGCCUCCUCCGCUCUUCAACAGAGCGGAGGGGCUGACGUCGUUCCGGGACAGGACGCUAGACUGGCAGCGGCAAUGCAGCAGCAUGGGUCGCGUGAAGCCGCAGGCGUGUACGGCAACCCGGGGCUUACCGUCGAGCAGGCUUCGGCUGCUCCGUACCAGCAAAGCGGAGGCAGCGGCGGUGCUUCAGCGCAGGAUAUGCCGUUACUAGCACCCCAGCAGCUUCUUGGGCCGCAAGCAGCCGCAGCCGCGUCCGAUAUGCCAGCGGCUAGGCAUAUGGAGCAGUUUGGGCUGCGAGCUCCUAGCGAAGGGCUGCGGGCUACUGGGCCUGCCUCUGAUGGGCAAGGAACCGGAGCUGGCUCUCUUGCUCCCGGGCAGGCUUCACACAAAACAGGCAACGACACCAGCGUCGGUGUUGCGCAACAGGACGAGCGGCUUGCAAAGCUGCUUCAGGAGCUGGGCCCACAAGCUCCUGGGGUGCUCUCAGCUGACGCCGGCAUGGGGUCCGAUGGCGUGGCGAAGCUUGCUGAGUUGCUUCGAGCGCAGGCCUCCUCAGGGGAUAACGGCAGUGCUUCGGGGACCGUAGGGCCUGGCGCGUCACUGCUGCUUCAGCGCAGCGGAGCCUCUAACGUUAACCCAGGCCAGGACGCGAACCUUGCAAGGCUGGCGCAGCUGCUUGGCCCCAACCCAUCUUUGGGAGACCCGCUGGCUUCGGGACUUGGAGAGUCCCUGCUGCAGCAGUGGAGUGAGGCUGCUGGCUCUAAUCCAGAGCUUGCAAUGAUGACGCGGGCGCUGGAGCACCACGCUUCCGUUGGGGCCGCUCGCAGUGCUGCUGGGCUUUCCGCUGCUUCGGAGGCGUCGUCGUCCAUACCUCAACAGUCUAGUGCUGGACAUGACGAGGUAGGGCACGAUAGCCGCAUAGCGAGGCUUGCAGAGGUCCUCAAGUCGCAGCAAGCGUCCGAAGCCGGUCCAUCCAGAGCCGGAUCGCUCUUGCCUGGACAGCUGAGCGGCACGACCAGCAGUAGCCAUGGCCGGGACACGAGGCUGUUGCAGCUCGUGCAGGCGCUCGAGUCGCAAGACCCUGAAAGGGGCCGCGUGGGGUCGGGCUACGCAGUUGGGCCCCAUGCGGAGACGGCCUUCCUUGGCAGCGGAGGCUCUGGCGGCGGGGCGGGACAGGACUUGCGCUUAACGCACCUCAUGCAGCAGCUUGAGACGCAACAGGGCGCGGACGGACUGGAUGGUUCCGGGCGUGCGGCCGGAUCUCGGCCUGCUGGCAGCGCCGGGAGCAUUGGCGGCAGUGCGGUGCAGGAGGGCCGGCUGGGCUCCCUUGUGCGGGAACUGGAGUCCCAGGCAGGCAUGCCUAGACCAGAAGUCCCAUCCAACAGGUGGGAUGGCCAUGCGGCGUUGGCCUUCGCACUUCAAGCGUCGACCAUUGACGAUUCAGUCCUGGCGGCAGCUAGCAGCAGCCUGGCCGUGUCACAGGCUAAGACACGCGAGUGUCUUGGGCUUGUGCAGGCCCAAAGGCAGACCGACGAUGAGCGGCAAACACGACUGCAAGAACUCCUGGCGGCCUUGCCUCCCGACAAGGCCCCUACGGAAGUAGUUGAAAGGGCCGCCCAGCGCUGUGAGGCUGUUGCGGCAGCUUCUAAUCUGGCGGAGAGCGCGCUUACCAUCCAAGCAAACUCGCAUGACGCGCUCGUCCUGAGCCUCAGCGCCUACCGUCGGGCGCUGGCCGGGCAGAAAGCAGCCACGGAAGCUGCCCGCUCCGCAGGGGCGGAGGCGGCAGCCCUGGGGUCUCAAGCGGAGGAAGCGAGACAUCUAGAUGAUGAGCUGCUGCAGCAUGUACAGCGGCUUGAGGCGGAGCUAUCUGUGUUCGAGGCCCAAGGCAGCACCGCCCAGGCCCUCACCACGCAGUUUGAGCUGCAGCGCACAAGGAACAAGCACGCGGAGGUUGGUGCUCGGGCGAGCCAGCUAAGCGCUGCACACACGGCAGCACAGCAGCGCGCAGAGCAGGCGGAGCUGAAGGAGAUUGAGGCCACAGCAAAUGUGGAGACGCUGAACAAGAUGGUCGAGAUCCUUGCUGAAGCCGCAAACGAGGCGGACGCUGGCGUCCAACACGCGCUGGAAGGCUAUACCUUUGCGGUGUCAGCCCUGAACCUUGGGGCACAAACCGACCUUGCAAACCUCGAUCCAGGAGCAGCAGCUGCGGGCGCUGCGGUGAUUUCCGACGCGGACGUCCAACAGCACUUGGAGCGCCAUGCUGACAGCACUGCACGUGCGCAGCAGUGCGUUGCUGCCACAAGGCGGCUGCAGGAGGUUGCGGACGCGGAAUGUGUCGCCGGGAAGAACAGAGUCGUAGCGGCUGUGGAGCAGGCUGCGAGGUCCCGGGCGGCUACCCAGGGUGGACAGGGCGCGCAGCCUGUGCAGGGUGCAGCUCGGCAGGCGCCUGGUCACGGCAGCUCAGGAACUCAGCUGACAACCGCCGGCCAGGGCUCCAUGCGGUUGCCGGACAGCGUGUCGCAGGCGGGCUUUGGUAGCCAAGCAGGUCCCUUCCACGCGGCUCCGGCAGACUCCUCCCUGGUCACCACCACUGUAGCAACUGACGCACGUUCCCACGCUGCGAUGAGCGGCCAGCUGAGUGUUGGCAGCUCCUUCCUGACCUCCCAGCUGGCUUCUGGCCCCCUGCAGUCGAACGAGCUAGUUGCGGCCCUGCCGAGUGGUGGGCAGCUUAGACAUGGCUCCUCUUUGUCCAGCACGGCUUCUGUGGCGGCACAAGACCUUCAGGUGGCUGCGGGCGACAGCACCUCUGGCUACCUAGCUCGUGAGACCCCGGGUGUCCCCGGCUCGCUGGCUGCCGGCGGAUCAGCGGGCCUUCAGGAUAUGUCAGGCGGCCAGCAAGCUUCCACCGGCAGUGGGCCUGCAGCUGGCCGCCAAGUGACGACCUUAGCGCCAGGAGCGGCGUCGGGUCCUGCUUCCAACGCACAUGAGCCAAUCACUGGCAGGCCCACCCGAUCUGGGCCGCCUGGCCCUUCCGUCUGCAACUCUGCAGACUACCCAUCUCAUCCGGAUUCGCAGCUUUUCUCCCCUUCAGACGCCGAAGCAGCUUUACAAUUGUGGUUCAGCGACCCGGAGGACCAGCCGAGGCGUGCUAGAUCCGACGACCUGGCCAGGAGGAGUGCGCUGCUGGCAGCCGCCCUCGCCAAGCUGCCAGACGACACCAUCCAGGGAGUCCUCGCCGUGGAGGCCGAGAUGGCCAGUCUCAACGGAAUGCACGAGCAGCAGCUGCUAGGGCAGCUGGGACACUCCGCACGUGCAGCAGAGAAUGACAGGCCCCAAGCGGAUGACGCGGAGCGGCUUGCGAGGCAGCGGGAGCUAUUGGCCGCUCAGUUGCAGCAUGCCGAGGAGCAGCUGGAAGCCGUCCGGGUCCAGCAGAGCUCCCUGGACAACGCCUCGCCAGCCGAAGUGCAGGCGAGCCACGACCGGAUGCAGUACCACGAGCACCGGAUCGCCAUGCUGCAGCAGGCGCUCCAGGCCUGCGAGCAGCUGGACGCCUCGAAGUCAGCCCUGCAGCAGACACGCGCUGAAGUGGAGGCGGUGGAACUGGAGGCGCGGCGUUGCGAGAAGGAAGCAUCGGUACUCACCAAGGCUGCAGAGGCGUACGGAGCGGCGGCAAGCGAUCUGGAAAGGGCUUCGAAUGAGGCUCCAGGCCAGGCCGGCACAGGUGCUGCCCUGCAAGAGCGCCUUGACUUUGUGCGAGGCAUAUCUACGAGGAUUGCGCAGCGUCAACAACAGAUCAAGCAGCGAGCUGACGCUUCACAGCGGCGGCACCGACAGCUGGUUGAGAAGAUAGCGUCCGAGGAAUCUGCGGUGGAGCUGCGGGAGCAGUGGCUGGAGCAGGCGGAGAAGGCGGCGGACACAGCUGCGGCUGCCAUCGCAUGGGAAGACCGGCUUACCACGGCACGCCUGGAGCUCCAGGAACUAGAGGCGCCGAUUGCUGAGCAGCAGGACAAGGCGAAGGCGGCUGCUGGUCUUGCACACACCAUGGCUUCAGCCGCCGCACAGCAUCGCAAGCAAGCGGGGGACCUUGCGCGGCAGGCAGCGGAGCAGCGGGACAAGUCGCGGAGGAUGGCGGCCAGUGGUCGACGCCAGGAGGCAGAGGCCUGCAGCUCUAUAGCUGACAGUUUGCAGCAGCAAGCGGAUGGUUUGCUGGCGCAAGCGGUACAAAUGGAGGGCGAUGCGCAAAAGCUCCGAGCAGAGGCGCAGGAGCUAGGUCAGGCAGCUGAGCAGGGCAAGGCACGGGCUGCUGUGCAUGCAGACGUUCUCGAACAGGUUUCCGCUGCGCACAACCUGUCCGUGUCCAUGCUCCAGUGGCAGCGUACGGCGGCAAACAAGCUGCAGGAGGCGUCGCAAAAGCAGACAGCAACGGCGCAACAGCAGCAAGCCCUGGCUGAGGCGGAGAAGGAGCUGGCUGCGAUGGAAGCGCAGAAGGCUGGGUCGAAUGGCAGCAGCAAGUUGCGACCGGACGAGCUGGCCACGCACAUGAUCAACGUUGCUCGUGCCAAGCAGCAGGCGUCGCUGAUGCGGACGACCCUUCGAGCAGCGCAGCAGCAGUUGGAGCAAGACCGGGAUGCCGCUGUUGCGGCAGCGCGGCAAGCUGCAAAGGCUGAAGCGCAGCGAGCUCAGCUGGAGCCAAGAAUAGCAGAGCUAGAGCAGCAGGCGCACGAGGCAGAUGCUGAUGCAGCAGCCAGCUCGGCUCCAGAGGACGAGUCCGCUGGAGACACAGCAGCUCCAGAAGUUGGUGACGCGCAAGACGACGUCAUACGGGGGUCGCCACGGGAGACGCCAUUUGUCUCGCCUCAUGGAGAACUACCAGGCCGCAUUUCAGGCGGGCCGCUGCAGACAGGCUCCGCAGGAAGGGGCUCCCCCGUCCUGACCCACUCAGCUCCAGCUGGUCCCCUCUCAGCAGCUAACACCGGAGCACGGGACCUCAAGGCAAGCGCGCCACCACAGCUCACCUUGCCGCGCACCUCUGUUGAAUACUUGCAGCACUCGGAAAGCCCUGAUGGCUCCGACAAGGCUGAAGCAGAAGACAUGCCUGGAGUCCAGCUCCAACGCAACAGGGGUGUGCCCGCCGCGCGCUACGCCAGCAUCGACCUCAAGCCGCAGCGGAACCUCCCUGACGAUGCCGGUCUUGGCUCUCCCAUCGGCAGCAGUGGAGGCGGCAGCAGCAGUUUAGCCCCCGGCAGCGGCUCGCAUCGUGGGCCGCAUGGGGCCCUGGCUGCCCGUCAAGCGCCUCACGCGGGGCUAAGCUCUCGCAACCUCGCAAAGGCUGCAGUGGGAAGCUCGCCCCUGGCGCGUAUUCGACUCGGCGCUAAGGGGAAUUCUUCGCUCAUGCGCACGCCUCAGGUGGGCCACGGCACGGCAGGGGUUCCAGCCCUGGGCGGACCCAGCGCUGGCGCCUCGCCGCUAGCUAGCCCCACGCGACACACGUCACGUGCAGCGUCACGCAUGCUGGGUGCGCGUGACGGCGCUCAGCUGCCGGAGGAUGAGGAAGCAUGCAGCCCCAGCUCCCUUGCAGCGGGGCUGCCUCGGGCGUUGUUGCAGAUACCCUCCCUGUCGGGGCCGCACCAGGACUCGCCGCUCUCGCAGAGUUUGGUGAUACCCGGAAGUCCGGAUGGCAUCGGUGCCCAAGCCGUGGGCACUGCGGGCGCCCUUUUGGAAAAGGUGGCCGGUAAGAGCCUGCGGCCCUUGUCGCACAUCACCCAGUCCGUUGCUCUGCUAGCAUCCAAGCAAGGCCGGGACAGUGUGAGGACAACGGAAGACGGGCACCAGCGGGCUGCAACUACCACCGGAAGUGUGGCGAAUGACGACCCCGGCCAACGUGCCGGCACGUCAGCCAAGGAAGACCGGCGUGUCAGCAAGGCUGACGUUGGCGACGACAACAAGGACGAGGAAGAGCAGCAUGACCAGGACGCGGAGGCCGAACCGGAUACCAAGAUGUACCGGACGGUGAAGCAGCGGCUGGACGAACUAGGCGGGCGCGUUACGAGUCUUCGGCGCCAAAGCGACGCCGCGAACGCCGCUGCUGAGCUCAUGUGCCGGAAGCAGGACCAGCUCCGGAUGGACAGGUCGGCAACUCGCGACGCGGAUGAGGAGCAGAGGGCCGCCCUGCUGGAUCACGGUGAUGCCAUGAUACGCCUGAAGGAGGCCGAGGCAGCCUGGUGUCAAAAGCAGGCGGACCUGUUGGAGGAUGAGGCCACUGCGUGCCAGGACGCCGUGCAGUACGCAGUCGUGGACUGGCACCUGCGCCGGGAGGCACAGCGCCUCGAGGCUCGCUGCACCGUCCUUAGCGGCAAGGCGCAGGCCAAAGCCGUUGAUGCACAGGGCCACGAGACCGAUGCGGCUGAUGCCCUGGAAUGCAUUACGCUGGCGACUGCGAGAGGCGCCAGGCUGGGCAGGGCCUACGCUGCUAGCUUGGAACAGCAGAACCUGACCCAGUUCAUGGAGGAGCAGCGGGCGCGUGUGCAAGUAGCGCGGCGGCGUGCUGCUGAGAGCCGUGCGGAAGCAGCUCAGAUUGCUGCGAUGGCGAAGAAGACCGUAGCGGGACAGCUGCUGUGCGAGAAGAAGACACAGUGCAACAAGGCUUUGUACCAGUCCGCGGUGGAGCUGGCGGAAGCGUACGGCCAGUCAGCCAAGAUGGCGGCGCUGGUACAGCGCUACAGGCUGCUCUCCCUCAAGGCGGCAGCCGACGCAGCCGCUGACCGCGUCCAGCAGCUUGGAGGGGCGACGCCAGACAGCAUGCAGUCGCCUGACGCGCUCCCACCCGCUAAGCCGCGCGGGACCGCAUCGCAGCUGCCGCGCUCACCUCAGCCCCAGCCCGAGGUGCUGGAUGGCAUUGCACGCCUCACGGGUGACACGGCGGACGCCAUUCAGCAAUACCUGGACGAAGUGGCGGAUGGCUCCUCAGAGGCCAUGCAUGUGUUGCGCAAGCGGAUGGGCCAGCUGUCGAUGUUGCUGCAGCUGUACCAGUCCUCGCAUGACGCCGAGGAUUACGUUGCAGGCGCAUCAGACGGCGGUGCGGUCAGUAGCAGUGGUACUUCACAGCAGCAGCAGCCACUGAGUGAAGCUGCCAAGCGGGCCGGGAGGAUUGCGGCAGCAGAGAAGGCGCUGCUGGAUUUGGACCGUGCCUGCGCCUUCGCCUCAGAGCUCAGGACGAUGUGUGUGGAGGCGGCGGGGGCACAUGCAGCGCUGUGUGAUGCGCGCUCGGAGCCCAACGCGAUUCAGAUGCAGCUUAUGGGGCAGAAGGCGGCGAACCUUCCCUUGGAUCAGGAGGAGAUCGACAAGCAGCAGCACCGGGUUGCGGACCUGGAAGUGCAGGUACCUCUUGCACGGGACCAGCUCAGCGCAGCCCUGCAGGUAGCGGAGUACCGGCAAGCGGCGGCUCAGCUUGCUGAAGCCCAGCAGAACCUCCAAUACGCUGCGACUGUCGCUUCUGACGCGGGCAAAGGCCUGGACUCGACUCUUGCCGUACGUCGUGAGGUCCUUUCCAUGAUGCGCAACCACAUGGCUUCCGUCCUCGACGAGGCCCGCGUGUUCACGGCGAGCGGUAACUUGCUGCAAGCUGCAGCUGCUGAAGAGGCUGCAGAUCGGCUUGCAAAGGACGCCCUGGCCGCCGAGACAGCCCUGGCUGCCACCAUGCACGAGGCGCAGCUCAAGGCCGACGAGCACGCCACUGCGCAGGCGGCCGCUGAGGAGCUGCAGCAGGUUGCCGAGUCGAGCUCCGAGCUGGUCUCACACCUGCUGCGCAUCAUCGACCUGCAGCAGGAGGCUCGCACGGUGACUCGCAGGGCCAACGAACUUGACGUGGAGCACCAAAGGCUUGAGCAGGAAGCCAAGUCCCGACGUUCCUUGGCUGAGUCUGCCUCCAAGGACGCCGAGCUCCUGCAGCACGAGUCCUUGCAGUGUCGCACGAACCUCAACUUCGCGGCUGCGGACGCCCACUUGUCGGAAGCGCGGCAGUGUCGUGCCAGCGCCCUGCAGCACUCCGCAGCAGCAGCCUCCGCGGAACAGGCCGCAAGUGCCGCCCUGGCUCAGCACAAGACGCUUGUACGGCACGGGGACUACUUGCUGAGGGAGGUGCAGCUGCGGCAUGUAGCGGCGCAGCACCUGCAGGACGCGCUGUCGUGCAUGCGCGACAAGCACCACCUGGUGCGGAGGUUGAGGGAUGCGGAGUACCAGCAGCGGUGCAGCCAGAUGUCGCCGGCGGCGGAUGAGCAGUCGGGAGACAUGGUGCCCGAGCUGGAGGUGCUGCAGACGCAGGUUACCGCCAGCAACACGACUAUCCAGCACCACCUUGCUUCCAAGGCGUCGUAUGUGUCGGCAGCGGACCACCUCCAUCUUGCAACCACAAGCCUUCACCGUGCAGCCGAGUGCUCCUCGCAAGCGGGAGCAGCCAUGCAGGAGCUCGUGAAGGCUCGCAUGUCUGCUGCCGCUGCAGGCACCGCCACAUCUGCCUCGCUCCUGACGGAUGGUCGCAGCACCGGAGCAACAUCUGCGGGCCUGCCUGCAAGCUCGCGGCUGGCGCUGGUGCCUUUCAACGCAGCUCAGGAGGAGGCUGCUGGGCCCCGCCCCCACACCGCCACCACCUCCAGCAUGGCGACCACUGCGCCCAGCUUCCCCGCCAGCUGGCAGCUACACCAGGCGGAGCUGCGCCACCGCUGCCUGCGCGGCAGCAUCCUCGUGCUGCAAGCCAUAGCGGAGGCCGCGAAACGCGCCUGCGAGGCCCGCCGGCGUCAGGUGGAGCUGUCGGACCAGGCCGCCAGCCUGGUGUCGGACCUGGCGGCCAAGAUCCUGGAAGCCGAGGCGAAUGCGGACGAGGCGGCGGGUGUGGAGGCGGCCGUGCGGAGGUCGGGUGUGGCACUGGAUGAGGAUGAUGAGGAGAGCUUGAAAGCCAAGCUCAUGAUCAAUGCGCUGCUACAGCAGGCUGAGGCGUACCGCGGCGAGGCGACGGCGCUGCAAGGCCGCAUCAAGGAACUCGAGCAGGAGGACCGCGCCGCUGAUGCUGAAGCUGCCGAUCUGGAAGCCUCGCUGCGUCGGCUGCAGGCCGACCACCGCCACUCCCUGGAGGCCCUCGACCUCACCGAGCGCAUUGCGCAGUGCCGCGAGCAGGAGGCCGCGCUGCGAGUGCAGGCGCGCGCCCUCAUGUCAGAGGUGGCCACUCUGGAGCACGAGGCGGGCAGCUUGGAGAGCAAGGCGGGGCAGCUGAGGCAGCAGCUCACCAGCGCCAGUCACUCCGCCAGCUCCGAGGACGUUGCCAACCUGAUGCUGGUCAUGCAGCAGAUGGCCGCCAAGGCCGCGGCGCACCGGGCGGCGCAGCAGCAGCGCAGGGCGGAGCUGGAGGGGCUGGAGGCGGAGCGGGGGCGUCUGGCGGGUGACGUGGUGCAGAUGGCGCAGCGGGCAGAGCAUGUGCUGCAGGCUGGCGAGACGCAGGAACAGGUUCGCCAAGCUUCCGCACAUAUCCAACAACUCAAGUCGGAGCUCUCCUCUGCACAAUCGGCGCACGGCGAGUGCGCGCGCAUGCUGGAGGAGCUGCGGCAGCAGUAUGAGGAGCUGGCGGCAGCACCACAGGAGCCGGAUCCCACAACCAGGGCGGCUGCGAUGGGAAGCGGCAGCAGCACCCUGGCUCCCAGCACGGCCGUCCCGACGAGGCAAAAGCAGCAAAUAGCAACCACCCAGGCGGCAAUCACCCUUUCGGAGCAAAUGCUGGAAACCCACAACCAGCGUCUGCAGGUGCUGCAGGCUGCCGUUGCUGGCUGGGAGGCUGCCAAGCAGCGCCUUCACGCCGUUGUUCGCUACCAGGAGCAGGUCAUGCAGCAGGCGGAGUGGCAUGCAACGCUGUCACGGCAGCACUCGGAGCUGCAGGCGGCAGCUGCGGAGCAUGUCGAGAAGGCCAGGCAGCUGCGCUCCGAGGUCGGGAAAGGGGCUACCGCAGCGGGCGGCGGUGCUGACAGAGAGGGCCGCCGCAGUUUGGAAGCUCCUGGUGUGGAAGCAACAAGCGCUGUUCGUUCCCAAGCUGCUGCAAUUAGGACGGCUUCGGAGGCUGCCCGCCAGCAUGCGCUGGCGGAUGCUGAGGACGCACUGGCAGUGCGCGCCGCCGCGCUGGCCACUGAGGUGUCAAACCAGGCGGAUCGCCUGCUGUCAGAGUCCGAGCGCGUGCGUCCCAUGCUCGAGCGACUGCGUCUUGCGGCCAGCGCUGCCGUGUCGGUAGCGCGGUUGCAGCUGGUGUGCGUGGGGAUCUGUGCAAACCAAGGCAACGAGCUGACAACCAUGCAUGAGAAGCUGGGAACGGUGCGCGAUCUUGCCAGUCGGAUCCAGGGCCUAUUGGAAGCGGCGGACAGGCACAUGCGUGCAGGGCAGGGUAUGGAGGCGGCGGCGGCGCGGGGCCAGGCUACAGCAGUGCAGGAGGUCCUGCAGAAGGACCUCAAGGUUGUGCGGUCCUGCAGGCACCGACUGACACAGCUGCAAAGCCGCAUGCAAGAUGCCAAGCAGGAGUUUUCAAUGGCGGAGGGGCGCAUGUCGCAGGUCAUGCGUCCUGCGGCCGUUGGCCAGAGCAUAGCCGAGUACGUCCACCAGGCGUGCGAGCUCCACUUUGAGUGCGCCGACCGUCAGCGGGACAUCCUGCGUCUGCUGCGCCUCGCAGCGGAGGCCAUGGGCAGGGCGGAUGUGGCCCAGCGGGAGUACAGGGCGUCGAAGGAGGCGGCGGAGCAACUUGCCAAGAGCGGCAAGACACAGGACGCCGCGGUGGUGCAGCGCGCCGCAGCCGCACUCGAUCGCUACCUGGCGGACGCCGAGUCGCAGCGGCGCAUCCUGGAGGCGCAGGCGGUGCAGGCGGCUGACGUGUGUACCUCGGCCAUGGCCGCCGCCUCCCUCUACCACGACCUGGCGGGGCUGUCGCUGCGGCUGCUGCAGCACAUGGACGAGCUGGAUCUGCACCGCGAGGAGCACUCGCAGCUGCAGGGGGAGCUGGAGACGGUGGGGCGCAGCUUGGAGGCGGCACGGGCGCUGCUGCAGCAGCGGCGGGGCGAGAUGGAGGCGCUGAGCAGUCAGCUGGAGGCGCACAGGAAGGAUGCCCAUGCGCUGCGGCGGGUUGGAAACGACGCCCAAGCCCACGUGCGGGAGGAGGCUGCAGACCUGCUGACGACGCAGCUUGCUGAGAUAGCAGACGGCGUGGUCAACAUCGAGCAACGGUGCGCGGCGCUGGAAAAGCAGCAGUCGCUCAUGUCGAGCUUACACGCCAAGUCCGAGGCGCGUGUGGGCCUGCUCAGCCAGCUAGCCCGGCUCUGCAGUGCCGGUGUGGGUCACCUGCUCGACGCACGGGACGCACACCUUAACCACUCCACAUGCAUGCGUAACGCCGCGCUCUCAUCCGUGGAGGUGAUCGACAACGAGACGGCGCUGGCCAAGACUGAGGCCAGGGUGAGGGAGCUGCAGGAGUCCUCAAUGCGGCUGCAACGAGAGCAGCACGAGCUGUUCGGAUUCCCCGGCAGCGACCUUGACAUCGACAUGGCGGGCGGCGAGCACACAGAGGACCCUGAGGCGGCCCUGCGGGCGGCCAACCUGGCGCGAGCUGAGUUGCUGAUGUCACAACGUCAGAGGGCGCAGCUGGAGCAGCAGCUGCUGGCGUCGCGCGGCCGAGCAGCGCAGGCGGAGCUGGCUGCACAGUCAAGCCAACUGCGCAUUACCAAGGCUCGGCAAAGGGCAGAGGACGCGCAGCGGUUGGCGGAGUGCAUCGUCUCGAUGCUUGAAGGCUCCCGAGCGCAGGUCAUCGACUUCGGCUCGUUGCGUACUCUUGGUUGGAAUGAUGGCGGUUCAGCUGCUGCUGGCAACAACAUGCAGCUAUCUACGGGUGCCAUGCUGCCAUCACCCGCAGCCACCGGCAGCAUCACCACUAACAAUCUCAGCCCCGGAAUCCUGGCCGCAGCGCAGUUGCACUCCGUGACGCUGCAAACCAUGACAGAAGCGGCCCUCAAGUUCACGCAAGCUCUAGACUGCGCCGCGACUGCUGAGAACUCCCGCAGCAGCGCGCUGGCAUCCGAGAAGGCGGCGCAGGCUGCUUUCGAAGCUGCACAGCGGCAGCAAGCGGUCGUUGGGGAUCUGCGGGAGGCGGCGGAGGGCGCUAAUGUGGCGCAGGAGGUGCAGCGCAUGCAGAACAUUAGCCACGGCGACAAGGACGCUGCAGCUGGCAGGCCGGGUGCAGCCGGCAGUGGGGGGUUGCGGGGGCCGGGGAGCUCGUGGCUGACGUCUUUUGGCGCGGCGGCCGCCCGGGAGGCGCAGGAUGCGCUGGCUGCCGCUGAGCUGGAGCUAGAGCGGCUGCAGCACGAGGCGGCCUACCUGGAGGCAACCGCUGCACAGGAACAUAAGCUGGUUUCGUGUCUCGAGCAGCAGCAUGCCCUGCUGCGCCGCUCCAGCGACUGCCUGCUGGACAUGGCGCGCUUCGGCAUCGCCGCGGAGCUCAAGGCCAGUCCGGGCAUGCGCGCCAGCGAAGCAGCCGCCGUGUUCGCGGCCUGCCAGCGGCUGUCGCAGCAGCAUGCAGCUGCCAUGCUGCUCACAGCUCCACUGGACUGCUGCAAGGAGGCCGAGGCGUGCUUGCGAGCCAGCUUGGAACGUGUGCGAGAGGCACGGAGCAGUCGCGAGCAGGCACUUUCACGGCGGCUGUCGGCGUUGGGUGCUGCGGCCGGCCGGGGUGAGGGCACCACCACCGCGGCGGCGGCUAGCUCGUGCAAGUCCAGCACGGAUGAUGGGAGCCAGCGGGGAUCUCUGCACCCCUUUGCCACGGCUGAAGAGGCGGCGGCUGCGGAGGUGGCUGCCCUGCUGUCAGAGCAUGACCAGCUGCUGGCGGAGGAGGAGCGGCUGCUGCAGCAGGUGCAGCAGCUGGACGACUCGGCGUCCGAGCUGCUGGGAGAGGGCGCGGCGCAGGUACAUGCGUUCAGCGCGCAGUGGGAGGAGGCCAGCCGGCCUGCAGCUGAGAGCCCGGAGCGGCUUGAACGUCCUGCGCUGGUGUCGACGGCGGCUGCACCGCCGCGCAUGGAGGUGGCGGCGGCUGUGGAGCCGGCUAAAGGAAGCAGCACGCCCACGGUGUCGUCGUUGCGAGGGGCGGUCUCGGUGUUGCCGGUACGGCCAGGUGGCGGGAGCCGUGAUGGCAGCAGCGGCUCUCGUUCGGCCAUCAAUGCGCCGCAGGCUGCGACGUUGAGUCUGCAGCCAUCUGUGCACCAACCAGUUGCGCUGUCUCACGAUGGUAGUCGAGACGUGGUUGCAUCCAUCAGUUCACAGCUUGAGAGGCUUCCCAGCCUGCCGUCAGUGGUGGACCGGUCCUCGCAGCAGUCUCCAAGCGGCCAUCGGCGGGAGGCCUCCCGGGGUCCGGGACAGAGUCCGGCCCGUUCUGAGCCGCGUGCCAGGCCGUCAGGCGGUGCUACAGAUGAGAUUGACCCGGACCUGGUGGCGAUGGCGGCGGCGGCUGUGGCUCGAGCCAAAGAGGCGGCAGCAGCGCUGGCAACCCGAGGCCAAGCGGGCAGUGCAGAUGGGCAGAGGGCGUAUGAAGCGCCGUCAAUGGCCGUCAAUGCGUUGCCGACAAUGGGCGGGAAUGCGCGCCACGAGUCGGGGCUGUCAGCCUUCAUGCAUCCAUCGAGCUUGGAUGGCUCCUUUAGCCUGCCAAGCAGCAUCCCGAGUGUCGCCACGUCAAGCCACCCUGGUAACUACGGCCCCGGUUCGUCGGUAGUUGCGCACGGAAUGGAAUCGGCAACGGACAUGGGAGCGCCACACGGCCUGCUUAAGCGCUCGAGCAAUGGCUCUUUCGGCACUGACGCGGAUGGAUCCGGGAGGUCCCGGCCAGCUGGGCCGCGCCAAGUGCCGCAGCAGCCCCAUGCAGGCGAGCGCGGCCAGCAGUGGCCCCUUCGUGAGCUGCCCUCCUGCACCACCGACACCUCCAAUACGCUGCUGUCACUUCCCAGCAGCAGCCUCACCGAUGCCAUGCCCUCUGGUCCGCCAAGGUCCUCAUACCCCGAUUGGUCCCUUGCAGCCCGACACGGCCGCCCCAUGCAUGAUGCCAGCAGGCCCCCAUCCGACACAGCCUCGAGCCUUCUGGGCUCCGCGGCGGGCCUUUCGCGGCUGCAGGAAAGCGCCGCGGCGGCUGCAGCGCGGCAGGUGCCGCCAACCGCGACAGCGGCCCCCGCCACCGCAGCUCUCCCGCGUGAGGCGCCGGCCCUGCCACGACUGUCCCUACCAGACGACCUGGACCCCGUCACUGCAUCCGGCUUGAUGCACCUGUGGUCCACUGCUGCGCUGCACUACGGCCGCGCACAGCACAUCCACGACGGCUCCGCACAGCUGUUGGAGCAGCAGUGGGAGCGCUGCCAGCUGCAGCUGCAGCUGUUGCAGGCGGAGGAGGUGAAGGCGCGCACAGGCGGGCGCGCCGCAGAGGCAGACGCAGCAGCAGCCACAGCAGCCAAGUGGCGCCAGCGGGCGAGCCGCCUGCAGACUGCCCUGCAACGCCAGGUCGCGGAGGCAUCCCGCUAUAAGGCCCUGCUCCGGCGUGCCACUGCCAUGGGCGAGCGGCUGCAGCUGCUGGCGGCGGCAACCGCUACAGGCAGCGGUCGGGCUCGGCUGGGCGGUGGGUCGGUUACUGCCAGGGUUGCUGCGGAGAUGAGCGGCCUGAUGAGGCACCUGGUGCCGCGGCUGCCGGGUUCGGCGUUGGCUGGUUGCGGAGCGCUGCAGGCGCUGGAGCGGCUGCAUGGGGAGCUGGUGCAGCACGUGGCGGCGCUGAAUGCGGUGGCGGCGGGGCUGCAGGCGCAGAGCCAGCGGCUGUUCGCCAAGGCAUCAGGGCGCAGCGGCAAGCUAAGGGCGCACCACGGGGCUUCUGAAGAUGCUGCCUCCUACGCGACCGCCAUGGCCAAGUCGCAGUCCCUAGCGGAGCAGGCGGCCUCCUACGGCGAGCGUGCAGUGGAGCUGGCGGGUCAGGCCCAGUCGGUGCAGCAGCUGGCUGAGCGGCUGUCAGCGGAGACCGGCCAGUGCGCGCAGGCCAGCGAGCGCCUGCAGAGGGCUGCGGAGCAGGAGCUGGCGGCGCAGCAGGCGUUGGUGCAGGCCGUGGAGCUGCUGCUGUGCGAAGCCAUGCGAGCCGUCAUGCUCGGGGAUGAGGGUGCCGCCUCAGCGCUUGACCAGGACAGCGUCGGCAGGGGGGAUGGAGCCGGAUCCGGGCUCACCGGGGAUCUCGACAGCCUGCUGAGGGCGGGCCACCCGCCCGGGGUUUGCUUGGCGGCGGCACGUGGCCAUGCGCGGCGUGGCGAGGACCUCUCCCAGGAGGCGGCUAGGGUGGUGCAGGGCGCCAAGGAGCAGCUGGAGGCGCGACUGGGGACGUUUGCGCGGUGCAUGGAGGAGGCUGCGGCGGCGCUGUCGGCACAGGCGUCUCAGCGGUCACGACAGCAGGAGUCGCUGGCAGUGCAGGGAGACGCAGCCGCGCUGUGCGUCGCGCGGGCUCGCUCCAAGGCGGCUACCAGGCAAGCUGCGGGUGAUGCGGCGUCUGCUGAGAAGUACGGGCGAGCUGUGGAGGGCUGGGUGAAGCAGACUGAGAAGCUGCGGCGAGAGGCGUCUGUGGCCGCUUCCGACGUGGAGGAGCUCAGCAUGCGGUCUCAGGCGCUGGCGGGCCUGGCUUCCCGGCUGCGGCCGCUGCAGGCGUCGCUGGACAGGUACCUGGAUGAACAGCUGGAGGCGUGGGCGUCUGCUGCGCUGUCUAGGGUCCACCAGCGGGGGGUGUAAUGGGGCUGGGAUACGAUAGGGGCCAGGAAGCCCGGGGCUUGGACAGAGACCUGAGUGUUGGCGACGUGCCGGUUCCACCAGCGAACCACGUUUGUGUGAUCUUACCGAUGCCGUCCCUAUGGUUGGCGGCCCUUGUGUCGUACGUUUGUUUGUUUUGCUCUGGAAAGGCUUGGCUAGGUGGGAUUGGCGUCCGUUUAUACACGUACCGUUACUUGUACAUAAGCUUGUGGAUAGCCCCAGUGACGUUUGUCUGUGUCUAGUACUUACAACGGACCCGUGAUUCCGUACAUCCCACUACCAAUUCUUCUCAGCCGAUAUAAUGCAUGAGGCCCACGUUGCCACAACCCAGUUUGCCGCGUGCAAGUACCUAGCAACUCUUGAACGAUUGGGUAUUGCCCGUAUUGGUGACUCCACUAUUCUUCUCUCGCACUGGACGCAACGUUAAUGUGGUUUUGUCCCUAACGACGUCAACUGACUCAUGCGUUACCUUGAUGCCCUUGCUGUACAAGCUCGGAUUGGGAGAGGUCUCGUAGGACAGCUACCUCGUGUGCACACGGCUGAGACAUGAUUGUCCUUGUAAACACCGUCGUCCCCCUGCCUCACAGCACGCAUGUAUUCAGGCCAUACGGUAGGUGAG
Astrephomene gubernaculifera is the source of this 21657-nucleotide messenger RNA. NCBI's taxonomy places the organism in Eukaryota, Viridiplantae, Chlorophyta, Chlorophyceae, Chlamydomonadales, Astrephomenaceae. The record is from the annotation of a GenBank genome assembly.